AUGUCAAUUGAAUUGAAGGAAAUAACUGUUGGUAAUCCAACAACUAAAAGAGCAUUCACCACACACUUAUCCUAUGAUAGAACAAGAGACAGACUGAUCUAUCCUACUGGUAAGUGUGUCACUUUACGUUCUUUAGAUAAAGGUGGACAAAGCUGGGUAUUUACAGGACACAAGUAUCCCGUAACUACAGCAAAAAUCUCACCAAGCGGAUUCUACAUUGCUUCGGGUGAUGAAGCAGGUAAUGUCUUAAUUUGGGACUGUUCUCAAGAAGAUAUGAUAGUCAAGAGUGAAUUCAAGGUCUUGAGUAACAGGAUCAAUGAUUUAGCUUGGGAUGCAGACAGCAAAAGGAUCAUUGCUGUUGGUAAUGGGACUGAUAAGUUUGGACAUUGUUUUACUUUUGAUUCGGGAAACAGCAUUGGAGAAAUCAGUGGUCACUCCAACCAAAUCAAUUCGGUUGCAAUCAAGCCAACUAGACCAUACUCGGCAUUUACUGUUGGUGACGACUCAAAUGUAGUUUUUUUGAAAGGUCCGCCAUUCAAGUUUAGCCAGAGUAACAAAACAAUUCAUAAUAAUUUCAUCAAAAUGGUCAAAUACUCACCAAAUGGGAAGAUUGCAGUAAGUGUCGGUGUUGAUAGAAUCAUCUCCUUGUUUGACGGUAAUACAGGUGAAUUGAUCAAAUCUUUCAAAGAUAUCUCUAAAGGUGGUAUAUAUGCUGUCGAUUGGGUUGAUGAUGAAUCCUUCUUGAUUGCGUCUGCUGAUGCCUAUUUGAGAGUCGUCAAUACUGACGGGUCAGUGGUUCAAGAAUGGAGUUUGGAGUAUAAGAUCGAAAAUCAAUUUUUAGGUUGUGCUCUAGUUGGUGAGAACAAGUUUGUUGGCUUAACUCUUGGCGGCUCGAUUUAUGUUUUCACUGCAUCACAGAAAGACCCAUUACAAACGUUUUACUCACACCAGGUUAGUAUUGCUUCAAUGGUCAAGCUAAAGGAAAAUGCUGACUUGUUUUCUGGAUCAUAUGAUGGAAAAAUAAUAAAACAUUCACCAUCUAAGGGUGAUGAAUUAGUUUCUGGGGAGGAGCAUAAGGGGUUGAUCGUUUCUCUGGCAGAGGUUGAUUCCAAGUCUAUCUUUUCCAUUUCCUGGGAUGACAAACUCAAAUUUAUUCAAAAUGAAGAUUUCCCUUCGAUAUCAACAUUAGAAGAUUUAGAGAAACAACCUAUAGAUCUAAAAGUACACAACAAAAAUGCUGUCAUUUUAUUUGAAGACGAAGUUAGAAAAUACGACUCUACUGGGAAGUUUUUAAAGUCAUUUAAGCUAUCCUAUGGUGCCUCUGCUUUCGAUGUGUCCGAAAAUUUCGUCGUCAUUACAGAUGCACAAAACUUUCAAAUCCAUAUCUACGACUCGGAAUUGAAAUCAAUCAACGAGACAAACUUUUUACGUAGUAAGCCAACUUGUGUGGCAAUCUCUGGAGAUGAGAAGUAUCUAGUUUGCGGUGAUAUUCAAGGAAAGAUCCUCCUAUAUGGCUUACAAGACUUUUCUCUCAUCACUUCAAGAUGGGCAUUCCACACAUCCAAAAUCAACUCCCUAAAAUGGAGUCCAGAUAACAAGUACUGUUUAUCGGGUUCUUUAGACACAAACAUUUAUAUUUACUCAGUUGAGAAGCCAGCUAGAAACAUAAAGUUCUUGAAUGCACAUAAGGAGGGUGUCAACUGUGUCGAAUGGCUAGAUGAGAAGAACAUUGUUUCUGCUGGUACUGAUAGCUGUAUCAAGUAUUGGACUGUUGAGUAUUAA
Messenger RNA from Pichia kudriavzevii, 1782 nucleotides. RefSeq lists its product as uncharacterized. Gene Ontology annotation, cellular component: cortical actin cytoskeleton. NCBI's taxonomy places the organism in Eukaryota, Fungi, Ascomycota, Pichiomycetes, Pichiales, Pichiaceae. Bases 1 to 1782 code for a protein of 593 amino acids. Gene Ontology annotation, biological process: actin filament depolymerization; positive regulation of actin filament depolymerization. The record is from RefSeq and is a predicted model, not a curated record. Gene Ontology annotation, molecular function: actin filament binding. The transcript has a single exon.